Molecule: messenger RNA, 1109 nt
Organism: Rosa chinensis
Lineage: Eukaryota; Viridiplantae; Streptophyta; Magnoliopsida; Rosales; Rosaceae
Product: stem-specific protein TSJT1
Exons: 5
Coding region: 109-819 (236 amino acids)
Source: RefSeq, a predicted model, not a curated record
CCUUGCAAACGAUCCCAUCACUUGUCCGAGCUCUCUCUCUCGGAUCACCUUCAUUUCUCGCGAGUUUUCUUUUGCUCUUUCCGGUCGAAUCAGUCAGUAGUCGUCAUCAUGUUGGGAGUGUUCAGCAGCGCGAUCGUGUCCCCUCCCGACGAGCUCGUCGCCGCCGGCAGCCGCACGCCGUCGCCGAAGAUCUCGGCGAAUGCGCUGAUCAACCGCUUCGUUGAGAGCAAUGCCUCCGCCGUGUCCAUACAGGUCGGCGACAACGUCCAGCUGGCCUACAGCCACGACAACGAGUCCCCGAUACAACCGAGGUCGUUUGCUGUUAAGGAUGAGGUAUUCUGCUUGUUUGAGGGAGCACUUGACAACUUGGGAAGCUUGAGGCAGCAAUAUGGCCUGGCCAAGUCUGCAAAUGAAGUGAUUUUGGUCAUUGAGGCUUACAAGGCGCUUCGCGAUCGGGCACCUUACCCACCCAACCAUGUUGUUGGCCAUCUCCACGGAAAUUUUGCUUUCAUUGUAUUUGACAAGUCCACCUCCACCGUGUUUGUUGCUUCUGACCAAUUUGGCAAGGUCCCUCUCUCUUGGGGAAUCACUGCUGAUGGAUAUGUGGCCUUUGCUGAUGAUGCGGAGUUACUUAAGGGUGCCUGUGGCAAGUCACUUGCUUCAUUCCCUCAAGGGUGUUUCUACUCCACAAGUGUUGGAGGACUGAGAAGCUAUGAGAAUCCUAAAAAUGUAAUCACUGCUGUACCGGCUACUGAUGAAGAGAUCUGGGGUGCAACAUUUAAGGUUGAAGGGCCAGCAGUUUUUGCAGCCACAAAGUAGAAGAUGUUCGUGAUAUUGAGAACGUAUAUCUUCAAAAUCUACUAUCCAUUUCAGGGAGAGAAUUGAGGUUUAUAUGGUGUUGAAUGAUGCAUCAGAGGUCAUGUAAAUACCUGGAAUGGUACUGUUGAUAGGGAGUGGCUAAUUUGGUAGAGCUUUGUGUAUCUUUUACCUUAGUUUUGUUCGAUGUGUUCUAGCUUUUACCAAUGUACAGCUAUGUUUUAAUAAAGUUUGUAUCAAGGCUUGAAUUCAGUGAUAAAUCCACCAUCAGUCCCUUUGAAUGGUUUUCGGCA